Leptomonas pyrrhocoris is the source of this 1272-nucleotide messenger RNA. RefSeq lists its product as hypothetical. The record is from RefSeq and is a predicted model, not a curated record. The coding region runs from base 493 to 1272 and encodes 259 amino acids. The transcript has a single exon. NCBI's taxonomy places the organism in Eukaryota, Euglenozoa, Kinetoplastea, Trypanosomatida, Trypanosomatidae.
AGGAAUAGAAAGCAAAAACCUAUUUCAAGUAGACGUGUGCUUUAUCUAGUUGGAGUCGAAUUGCUUUAGACAAUCCAGUCCGUGUUUUCUCUUUUCUUUUCGUGAGGAGGUUAGACUCUUUAGGUGUCUUCAUAAUCCAAAACACAAACUGGCGCGCACUCACCUGUUCUCCUUCACGGCAAAUAUAUAUCUGCUAAAGGAUCGUACAGGGAGUCAUCAAAAAAAAAAACCCCGUUAGACUUUCAUCCCUCUGCUCGGCAUUGACGCCGCUGUGCGUGCUAUUAGAGAACACGGCGUUGUAUUGUUGCGCAGAGUCUCUCCGAGGAACACCUGCGGCACCCCUUCGGAAACGUUCUUUUUACAGUUAAUCAACAUCAAAAUAAAGAAGUAAAAACUCGCAGAUUUCGGCGCGACAUCAAAACAAACAAAAAAAACCCGGCUGCACUGAAAGCCCCCACGCGAAGAAGGACCUACACCAAAAAUAUAUAAACUAUGCCGCUUCCCAACGUAGCAAAUUCGGUGGUCAAGCGACUACCAUUUCUCAAGCAGACGCGCAGCCGCGCUGUGGCCAUCUCCGUGUGCUGCUUUCUACUCGUGCUGCUAGUUCGUUUCCUGUACAACUACAUCCACACGUGGCGAUCCACAAAGGAUGGUAGGCGACUGACGAGUCGAAGUGGGAGCAGUCGCGCAUCAAAAGACAAGAAGAAGCACGGCAGCGGCAGCAGCGGUAAUGGCAGCAGCCACAGCCACAACCACGCCAAGUCCAGCUCUUCUCUGGCAAAGAAGAAGACGGACCCGACGCUGCCAACGUUAUUGAUGCUUGUUGGCAUCCACGGCAGCGGCAAGAGCUUCUGGGCGUCGCGCUAUGUAACCAUCGUGCACAAGUCCUACGUGAUCAUCUCCUCCGACUCGAUUCGAAGCCGCCUCACUGGCACCAUCGAGGACUACUCUCACGAGGACGAGGUGGAGGUGGAGCUGCUGCGCGAACUGCAGCAAACACUCGAGCUGCACCGCAGCUGUAUCCUCGACGACUGUCAGCACAACCUCUCUGCCCAGUUUCGCGCCAAGGUGAAGGCGGUCGCGGCGCAGAAAGCAAACUGCGUGGUGAAGCUCUUCUCUGUGAAGCCGUCCUACGCAAUGGCACGCAUCCAGGGAGCGGUAGAGGAAGGCAUGGUGCGCUACAAGCCGACCAUAAUGGAGUUGGAGAAGCAAGUAGAAGAGCUCGCUGCGUUUGAGAAGACGUACAAGGAUGACGGCUGGAUUGAAAAUUAG